AGUACGAGCACAUCAUAUCCAUUCAAACCGAAACUCAUUGAACCUUUCUCUUUUUGGUCAGGAGGCAUUCCCCGAACCAUACGAAGUUCUUUACUGCAAGCGGUUUGCAACAAAGAAGGAGGACCAUGGUCUCGCUACGAGGAAUAGGCUUGGCUUUCAUUGCAAUACAUAUGCACGAAAAUGGACCGACGUUUUCUUCGUCGUUGGUGCACAAGUCGUUAGCAAGUCGAAGAGUUGCACUAUCGAAUCAUGAUGCGCACCUCAAGAUGACGCUUUCUGCAUUAUCGUCGCCCGCAACGAACGAUGUCACUCUUCCCGAUACUUCGCAGCCCCUGAACCCGCAAACCUAUGCAGGGAUGAUCGAAGAAGGCUUGAAGAAAAAAUUUAACGAAACAGAAAUAGAACGCGUUCUAACUUCCUGGCGACUCGUAGAUCAAGGGUAUUAUCGAAAGGAGUACGUGGGCGAUAAAAUCGAUGCAAGCGAAAUCGCCUCUAGCAACAUGAUUCAAGAAUGUCACUCUUAUGUUCCUGGUCUCUCCAUCAAACCCUUUUGGGAUACGAAAGAAUUUGAUUGGACUCAAACCCUUGAAUCUCGUUACACUGAGAUCCGUGAAGAGUUCGAUGCUGUCAUGGGCAACAUGGAAAAGCUGCAGCGAGAAGGCAACAAUGUCUGGGCUGGAGCAUUGACCGAGGAUGCGAGUUCUUAUGGAGAAGGUUGGAAGACACUAGUCUUGAUGGACCGUGGCCGAUGGGACCCCACGAAUGCGAAUUUAUUUCCAAAGACUGCUCAAGCAAUUCACGCAUCAGGCGCUCCCGCCACGGAGAUUUUUUUCGCGAGCAUGAAAGGGCCAUCUUCCAUUAAAACACAUUCCGACUUUACAAACUUUGUUUUGACCUCUCAUCUCGCUUUGGAUAUUCCGUAUUCGGGAGAAAACAGGUGUCGUUUGACGGUUGGUGAUGAAACUCGUGAAUGGAUUAAUGGGAAAUCAUAUGUGUUCGAUACAUCGCUUCUGCACGAUGCCGAAAAUGAAAGUGAUAAAAUGCGCUACAUUCUCAUGAUGCGAGUUUGGCAUCCCGAUCUCACAGCUAUUGAGAAAGAAGCUCUUCAAUUCACAUUCGAUUGUUUGGAGUAUGAUCAGUUACUUAGUUCAAAUGAAGAAGAACGAUUCAAGGCAGAGAAGAUAACAGAGGCAUCCCGUUCAUUUCCWCUCAUACCUGAGAGUGGAACUGGAUUCCGCGCUCAAAUAAAAUCACCAGAAAUUAGCAAAAAGGGAUUCGGGAAGAAUCAGAAAAAAAACAAGCGGAAACAAAAGGGAAAUGGUGGAGGGAAGAAGAGGGGUUUUGGGAAAUAAUGCCUUCGACACUCAAUUUGCUCAUCCUACACAGAAAAAUAAAGCUUCUGCCUCUUCAAUACGAGCAGUGAAAUGAAAAGUAUUGUAGCUUCUUGAUAAAGUUGUAGCUAUCAA
Pseudo-nitzschia multistriata is the source of this 1466-nucleotide messenger RNA. The record is from the annotation of a GenBank genome assembly. Lineage: Eukaryota; Bacillariophyta; Bacillariophyceae; Bacillariales; Bacillariaceae.